AUGCUGGAGGACUGGCUGGACGAGCAGGAUGUCGAUGUCGCCGACGCGAUGGCCCGGCAGCGGGCCGCGCGUGAUGUGCUGGCCGCCAACCGCGUCAACUACCGAACCCCGCGGGCGCCGUACACCAACAAGCUCCAGCCGUCGUGGAUCCGCCAGCACAAUGGCUCCUCCUCCUCCUCUUCUUCCUCCACCUCCUCCUCGUCUUCGGGCUCCUCGUCGCCGUCGGGCGCGACGCCGACCCCUCGGCCGACGCCGGCCGGCGCCGCGGUGCCGCAACGCCCUCAGAAGCCGACCGCCGGCAGCGGCGGGGCCUCCAGCGGCAGCGGGUCCGGCAGUGUCCUGGACCUUGGGUCGCUGAUUGGCGGCCCCCUGACACCGGCCGGCGACGAUGAGGACCAGAUGUCGGUGGCGGCGCUGGAUCAGACCGCCCACUUCCGGUCGCUUCCCUCGCGUGUGACCUGCGCCAACCAGGGCACCGAGACCAUUGUCCGCUACAUCUGCCCGGACCCACACGGGAUCCUCACCCCGGCCGAGUACCAGCAAUCGCCCCCUUUCCCCGUGUGCCCGAGCACCUGUGACACGACGGACAGCCAGCCCACGCCGGCCGGACCGUGCGACCUGGCCACCUGCUGCCAGGCCUUCCAUGCGUGCCAGUGCACGCGGCUCUACUCGCUGCGCGAUUGCUCCGGCCUCCGGCCGGUGGCAUGCCGCAUCUCGCCGAACACCCCCCAGUGGCUCAGCUGCUUCCGGGCCCAGCCCCUGAGCGACAACUUCCCCAGCACCUGCCCGCGAGUCUCGGGGUCGGUCCCCUUGAAGAUGUCUUACCGCGUGGAGUGCUCCUUCCGCGAUCAAAACGUCGAGGCGGUGUACCCGCUGCGGAUGCUGGCAGCCGACCACCCGGACCUGUUUGCCGGGGCGUAUCUUCAGCUGCGGCCGGUGCACUCGGACCGCCUGGGCCAUGAGGGCAAGCACUUUUCCCGGGUGGAUGUCCCGCUCGGUGUCUUCACCGCGGCCGUGCCGGCCACUCCCAGCCAGGACGACCCGCAGGUGGUCCCCGGGCUGGAGCUGAACCUGCCGGAGCUGCUGCGCGAGGAUCCCGUGGGCUACGCGCGCGGCCUCGGAGCCGUGUACUUCGAGGUGGAGCUCCUGGGCCUGGAGCCCCUCGGGGUUGGAGUGGAUGCCAGUGGCCUGCAAUCCCUCGGGUCGCGCUCGGUGUACCUGUACAAUCGCGCGGUGGACUGGCAGGCGGUCGAGCUGGCCGAGGUGCCGAAGGCGGUGGCCGGGCGCCUGGCCACGCCGGUCAGCGGCCCCCUCCUGGGGGGGGCCCUCGGCGGGUCGCUCGGGCUCCUGGUGCUGGGGGCCCUGGCGGCGGUGCUGGCGGUGGUGAUCGUCGGCCGGCGGCGGGGGCGGCGUGGCGGCCGGCCUGCCGCGGGAUCCUCCCCCUCGGCCUCGAAGGAGCAGCCGGCGGCCGGCCGUGGCAGUGGCGACAAGUCGAUUGCCAUGCACCUGGGCGAUGAUGCCGGCCCGGGGGUGCCGCCCGAAGACGGCAGCAAGUCCUCCUCGGGGCUGUCCUCGGACCUGUCCUCCGACGCCACAUCCUCCACCAUCUCCAAGGGCCUGUCGGAGUCUGGGUCGGUGGUGAGUCGGCUCUCGCAUCGCUGA
Messenger RNA from Fonticula alba, 1662 nucleotides. RefSeq lists its product as hypothetical. Lineage: Eukaryota; Rotosphaerida; Fonticulaceae. The transcript is spliced from 5 exons. The record is from RefSeq and is a predicted model, not a curated record. Bases 1 to 1662 code for a protein of 553 amino acids.